This is a messenger RNA of Penicillium oxalicum, 225 nucleotides long. RefSeq lists its product as uncharacterized. Bases 1 to 225 code for a protein of 74 amino acids. NCBI's taxonomy places the organism in Eukaryota, Fungi, Ascomycota, Eurotiomycetes, Eurotiales, Aspergillaceae. The transcript has a single exon. The record is from RefSeq and is a predicted model, not a curated record.
AUGGUCAUCGUUGGAGAUGAUGUGCAAACCGUGGCCACCGAGCAAAAGAGUCUUGCACUUAGUACCAUUGGCACUGCGUAUUCAGCAACCGGUGAAUCAGCGGAUCCGGCUGUGGUGGGUGGUGAUGGGGAUGCCAGGAAUGAGAGAUUGCAGAGUCCCACAAGUGAUAUCAGACCAAAUUGUCUCGGCAUUCUCAAGAAUCUACACCAUGUGGUCGAGCAUUAG